CUCAUGGGGACAAUUGCAGAAUCCUCCAGCUCAAUUUGUACCAUGUUCAUGAAUGCGUGUCUUCACACGAAGCAGCCAAUCCUCCUCCAGCCUUCUCUACACGUGGUCACAGCGUGGGAUUGAAAAUCCCUACGACGCGUACUGCGUACAACCCAACGAUCUUCCCAGUAAGUUUGCGCGUCCCACCGAUAAGUUAGCGCGUGAGUCCGGCCAUUGUCCUGGCUGGAUUUUGUACAGAAUUUCGUUCAAGGGCACGGGACCCCCGAAGUCAGCUCCAUCGCACGACGUUGCAAUCAGUGGCGCUUUUCAACCACUCAGAAUGACGCUUCUCUGACGAGUACGGGCAUGAACCAUGCCUACCUGGGCAGAUCAACGUCGACUUCGACCAUCGUGGCCAAGAGCAUGCGACAUGAUUCGCGCUUGAUUCGAAGAGGUGCCUCGACGUCACCAUCCCUAGUACUGCUUUCGAGAGCGACUGUUCCUUCGUUGACGCAGCUUCCUGAACCACGAUUCCACUCGAUCAUCCUUCCCUACGUUGGCGUCUGCUUGCACCUACUGCUUUGGGGAACGUCACACCCUCUUGGGAAGCCAGUCGAGAGAUCUUAUAACUACCCUACAAGUACUUUCUUCCCUCUGAACAGAUCCAUGUGACAUCUUCUCUGUUUUGCCUCCUCAGUACUCCUCGUCGCCAUGGAGAACGAGAAAGUUAUCAACGAAGGUUACGCACCUGAACAGGAUCGUCGUGUAUCAGUACAUACUGCUCCUCUCGAUGCCACACCCAAGACAAGAUGGGAACGAAGUUGGCCGACCAUCGCCUGUGGUGCCGGGCUCUUCUCUGAUGGCUACCUCAAUGGGGUCAUCGGAUCAGUGAAUACCAUGCUCAAAAUUCUCUACAAGGACGAAUACGUCAAUUCCGACGCCCAAAACAAUGUUACUGCCAUCGCCUUUGCUGGAACCGUCUUGGGCCAAUUAGUCUUUGGCUAUCUAUCCGAUCACUGGUCCCGACGCCACUCUCUACUUCUAUCGACCAUCAUCCUGAUCGUCUUUGCCGCCCUCAGUGCUGGCUCGUAUGGCGCCGGUGGCAGCAUUGGUGGUAUGUUUGCCGCUCUCACGGCAUACCGAUUUCUUCUGGGCAUUGGCAUCGGAGGUGAAUAUCCCGCUGGGUCGGUGGCGUGCGCCGAAGCGACCGGAGAACUCAAGCGCGGGCAUCGCAAUCGUUGGUUUAUUUGCUUCACGAACCUCGCAAUCGACGUCGGUUUCGUGGUCUCGGCCUUCGUCCCCAUGAUCAUGGUCUUAAUCUUUACCGAAAACCAUUUGCGCGCAGCGUGGCGUAUGUGUCUAGGCCUAGGUGUCAUUCCGCCACUGUCCCUUCUGUACUUGCGGAUCAAGCUUCAGGAACCCGAAGAAUACAACCGUAACAAAAUGAACCGCUACCCUUACUGGCUCAUUCUCAAGUUUUACUGGUUCCGACUCUCGAUCGUCUCGUUGAUCUGGUUCGUCUACGAUUUCUCCACCUAUUCCUUUGGCAUCUACUCCUCAUCGUGGCUGGCUUUGUUGCUGCCAGCGGAUGCCCCUCUCUGGAAGACGUUCGGCUGGAACACAGUCAUCAAUCUGUUUUACUGCCCCGGUGCGGUCCUAGGGGCUUUCCUGUCGGACAUUCUGGGUCCCAAGUACUGCCUUAUCCUAGGCGUCACGCUACAGGGGAUCGUAGGCUUCGUCAUGACGGCGAUAUACAAGCAUCUCGACCAACCGUCACAGGUUGGCGGAUUUGUUGUCAUGUACGGCAUAUUUCUCGCGCUUGGCGAGGUUGGUCCCGGUGACAACAUCGGGCUUGUCGCUUCCAAGACGUCGGCAACCUCUGUGCGGGGCAUGUACUACGGCAUCGCAGCUGCGAUAGGAAAGGUUGGAGCCUUUGUCGGAAACUACAUCUUUCCAGACAUUAUCAAGGCAGCCGGCGACAAUGUCAUCAAGCAGGGUCAGUACCCAUUCUAUGUGUCGAGUGCGUUGUGUAUCUUUAGCGGGUUGGUCGCGUUUAUCUUCCUCCCACACAUUGGCCAGGAUACCAUCACAGAAGAAGAUGAGAGAUUCAGAGCAUACCUCAUCGAGCAUGGCUACGAUAUUGACUCUUUGGGAACCAAGAAGUUCAGAGAGGAGAAGACUUCGUUGGCGACGAGUCCGUAAUGUCUGGUCAGGCUGGGUAGGCAGGGUGUAUGGAGAGUCGGAUAGUUCAAGGGGUGUGAAGGGGCUCAAAGCCACUGUUGCUGUCGUUGUCCUUGGAAUGGUAGGCGGACAUCGAAUGGAGAUAAGUCAGAUACUCUUCAACAAGUCCUGAAGCUGUUGCCUGAGAAACAUCC
Molecule: messenger RNA, 2354 nt
Organism: Exophiala oligosperma
Lineage: Eukaryota; Fungi; Ascomycota; Eurotiomycetes; Chaetothyriales; Herpotrichiellaceae
Exons: 3
Coding region: 691-2181 (496 amino acids)
Biological process (GO): carboxylic acid transport; transmembrane transport
Cellular component (GO): plasma membrane
Molecular function (GO): carboxylic acid transmembrane transporter activity
Source: RefSeq, a predicted model, not a curated record